Molecule: messenger RNA, 408 nt
Organism: Ostertagia ostertagi
Lineage: Eukaryota; Metazoa; Nematoda; Chromadorea; Rhabditida; Trichostrongylidae
Source: the annotation of a GenBank genome assembly
AUGAACAAUGAUAACUAUAUGGCCAUUGUCUGCGCAAUUUUGUUUUGCAAUGACGACGAUGAAAAGGACAAAUCGCUACGCGGUCAGCUUCUUGACCAUCUCCAAGAGAUGUAUCCCUUAAUGGCUACAAACACGACCAAUUCUCUCACAAUGCCUACAAGUGGGCUUUCUGAUGCCUAUUCGAUGCUGGCAUUCAAACGACCGGAGAAUAUGUUGAUGGGUUCAGUGUCACUGGUACAUACCUGCGGAAAGAACGAGAAGUGGUACCCAUAUGGGAUUGUUGAUGCGAUCUGCAAUCGCAAAUUCUACAUAAUACCUCAUAAACCACAUCCUCCAGCAUGUGGAUGCAAAAAAGGCUUCAAACGAGGAACGAACGGAUGUCGGCGUCGUGGUAUCGGCUGCAGAUGA